Messenger RNA from Ectocarpus sp. CCAP 1310/34, 1417 nucleotides. The record is from the annotation of a GenBank genome assembly. NCBI's taxonomy places the organism in Eukaryota, Phaeophyceae, Ectocarpales, Ectocarpaceae.
AACGUGAUGGCCAAUGAUAAUGGAGCCAUACCUGGAGAGAGCGAGAGCACGGAUGGCCUGAUAGACCAGUACCGCAGGCACCGGGACGAGAUCUCCAAGAUUCCAUUCUACGCAGAUUCAAUAAUGAAAAUGCUAAAGGACAUUCGGCGGACCGUCAACGCCUCUGCGAAGCUCCAGCCAGGGAGCAAUGCCUUCACACAGUUCCUCGAUGAGUGGUGGGCAUCUGUGGUGGAGUUUCUCGAGCAGUCUCCCAUCGUCGAUGCCGAGAGAAACGCGCGAGAGGUCAUGCAGACUCUGAAAAAGCUCAAGGGGAAGCAAGAAGAGUUCAAAAAGCGAGAGAUGUCCCGCCUAAUGAACAAACUCGAAGCUCAAGACAAGGCAACGCCUCCCAUGACGCCCGCCAGCGAAGCGGUAGUGAUCCUGGACGAUUCUGUCAACCCGGAAGACACCGUACGGUGGAACGAGAAGGCUCGGCCUGACGAUGAGGAAGGAAGCGUUCUGGAAGGAGACACUGAACACGACUACGAUGGGCACGACGAAGCUGUGGAUGAGCUGUCAGAGCUUGGGCACGGAGGCUUAGACGACAUGAGUCAGUGGUCAGAGUCUAGCCCUUCGCGAAGCGAGGCUUCACUGACGCCCCGUCGACAACUUGCCGAGCGUGGGAGGGAGCGUGGCUUCACGACUAGUAUGGCUACUAUCCCGGACAACACGGGGAACACGAGUGUUGCCAGCUGGGACGUGAGAAGUGAGCCCACUCUGGGUACAGAUGGCGGCACGGACCAGGAUAUCGCUGCAGCGUCUGGUCUCCCAGAAGACGAGAGCGACGACGAUGACGAGGAGGAUGACGAGUUCGAAGUGGCUGACAGUCUCGAUCUGGGCGCAGUGGCACUUUGCGCGGUCCAGACCGGGGCAGAUGGUCAGCAAACGUAUCAAGACACAGCACGCACCCCCCAGGCCAUGCGGCACCUGACGAACAAGCUUGGCGUCGAGCAGCAACGCUUCUCAGCUGCUCUGGACUACUUCAGGCAAGAGCAGCGCACCAUGGGGAGGCGGCCGGUGAUGCCUCCUCCACCUCCGAGUGCGUCUCGCUCCAAGACUCUCGCAACCAGAGGGCGAGACACGCCACGAAUCGGCGAUAUGCGGGGGAGGAGAGUAUCCCAAGCUGGCAACGGGAAAAACCAACGGCCAGGCCUGAGGGAUGUAACGUUCAAGCAGACCAGCACAACCAGCAGUGCCGUGUAUCGGUCGCACUCCCUGUACGUGUCGAGCACCUCGAGCACCUCUUCCACACGCAUGCAAGGGGCUGCCUCGGCGCGGAACAGGACCAACACCAUCAUCCGUUCCAACUCGCAAAAUCUUGACAUCGGUCACCAGAGCUGAACAGCCGAGUCAUGUAUAUGUGGUGCUGGUUUUAAGA